CCUUUCGCUCAACAACACUGUCAUUAUUUACGUGUCACCUGUAGUUUUCUUUUUUUUUUUAGUUUUGAACAAAAACUAUAAUUUUUUUAAAUAAAUAAACAAUUUACGGAUAAAAACAAUAGAUAAAACAGAGACAUAAUGGUUGAUGAAUGUACCAAAAAGACUUUGAGCAGCAUACCGCUGCUACAGACCCGUGCUGGGCCCCGUGACAAAGAUAUAUGGGUGCAACGUUUGAAGGAGGAAUAUUUGGCUUUGAUUAAGUAUGUCCAAAACAACAAAGAAAACGGUUCCGAUUGGUUCCAUCUGGAAUCAAACAAAGAGGGCACCAAAUGGUUUGGCAAAUGCUGGUACAUGCACAAUCUGCUGAAAUAUGAAUUUGAUGUGGAAUUCGAUAUACCAGUAACGUAUCCUGUAACCGCUCCCGAAAUAGCCUUGCCCGAAUUGGAUGGCAAAACAGCGAAAAUGUAUCGUGGUGGUAAAAUCUGCUUAACAGAUCAUUUCAAGCCGUUGUGGGCGAGGAAUGUACCGAAAUUUGGCAUUGCCCAUGCCAUGGCAUUGGGGUUGGCACCCUGGUUGGCGGUUGAAGUUCCCGAUUUAAUAGAAAAAGGUAUUAUAACCUACAAGGAUAAAUGAGAGCACAAACAAAACGCGUUCCAGUAAUUAUUGAUCAAAUUUUAUUUUCCCCCCCCAAAACUUGAUCAAAAAACAAAGUAAAAUUCCACGGAUAUCUUCUGUUAACCUUUUAGAGGUUUUUGAAUGCAUCUUUGCUUGGUUUCUUUUUUUAUUCAUAUUUAAAUAGAUUUUCAUCCUCUGGUUGAAAAAAAAUAUUUUUUUUUGUAAAUAUUUCAGCUGGAAAAUAGUUAGAAUAAAAUGGUAAAACAAAGAGGAAAAACAAACAAUAAUAAAGAACAAACUUUUGAAAACAA
Molecule: messenger RNA, 926 nt
Organism: Musca domestica (house fly)
Lineage: Eukaryota; Metazoa; Arthropoda; Insecta; Diptera; Muscidae
Gene: Ufc1
Product: ubiquitin-fold modifier-conjugating enzyme 1
Exons: 4
Coding region: 139-633 (164 amino acids)
Biological process (GO): protein K69-linked ufmylation
Cellular component (GO): cytoplasm
Molecular function (GO): UFM1 conjugating enzyme activity
Source: RefSeq, a predicted model, not a curated record